Messenger RNA from Odontomachus brunneus, 2178 nucleotides. RefSeq names its product protein Cep78 homolog. The record is from RefSeq and is a predicted model, not a curated record. The transcript has 2 exons. Gene Ontology annotation, molecular function: protein binding. NCBI's taxonomy places the organism in Eukaryota, Metazoa, Arthropoda, Insecta, Hymenoptera, Formicidae. Bases 3 to 2087 code for a protein of 694 amino acids. Gene Ontology annotation, cellular component: centrosome.
AAAUGGCGAUCCCGGCCGGCAGGAACUUUGCCAGCUGCUACAUGGAGCUGUGCAAGCAGCAACGACUGCGACCGUUGCCGGUGAUAUGUGUGACCCUGCCGCACAGCUUGGACUUCACCACUGAUCGCGUCAAGAUGGACGACUGGGGACCGAUCCUGAAUUCUCUUUCCCUCGAUCGCUCGCUCAGAUCGAUCAGCGUACACAGCAGGUAUCAAUGUCGCAAACCGCUGGAAGAAGUGAACUCUGAGGACAAGGCGCGAGCGAUGGGAAAGGCUCCAGUGGUUCUCACGCGUUAUCUGUUGGAGUGGUUAUCGCAGAGCGUCGGCCAAUGCAUAAGGAAUUCGAACAGCCUCACAUAUCUCGAGCUUGAGGGUAUCCCCUUUCCGCCAGACUGCAUCGCAGUGCUCUGUGUCGGACUGUCGAGCACACAGACUCUGCACCAUCUAUCCCUUCGACGUUGCUACAUCGGCGACGACGGCUGCAAGCUAAUCUGCCGCACGAUCGCGGACACUCGUAGCGUGAAGUCGCUGAAUCUCAGCCAUUGCGAUCUCACGUCGAGCUCCGGCGGCGCGAUAGCGUCCGCGCUCUCCCGUCAGAAAAUGUCGCUGUACCACGAUGCUUGGAAGCAGUCGUUGAGGUAUCGCGAGCCAAAUUUCGAGGCAAUGUGGGGCCUCCGUCGGCUGACCCUGAAUGACAACCCACAGUUGGGCAAUUGCGCCGUGAGGGAGCUGAUCGAAGCGAUACGCGACAGUCUGUGGCUGAAGGCGCUGGACCUCCAACACUGCGGUUUGACCGAUCAGAUCGAUCCGGAUUUGUUGGAGCUGCUGAAUCAGAACAACACGUUGGCCGUGCUUGAUGUGAGAAGAAACGUGAAUCUGAAUGAAGGCCUCGCGACGGAGGUGAUGCGCAGAUUGGAGGAGAAUAACGUCGAGGGGAAAUUGGAGUACAGGUGGAUGAGACUGCAGACUAAAGAUCAGCGGACCGUCUCUUCGGUUAGUACUCGAAGAAGCGAGCAUGAGCAGGUCGGGAAGUCCGCUAAUCAUCUUCCCGCUGAGAGAAGAGCUCCUCUCUCUAGGUACCCUAGAAGACCGUCCCAGAUGAUUCACCCGAGAAGAACGGCUCCGAUGUCGGUUCUACCGACGAGGAUGAAGAUCCGACCGCAAUCGCCGCCAGUGUGCGAUUCUGCUACUCAACGGGAUAGUUUACAAUCACAGAUGCUUGAUGUCGUUCGACUGAUACCUAAGGUCUCUCUUCAUCUAGAUCUUCAGUCUCACAUACAGCCGGAAUUGAACGAGAGCAGUCGCGAUAAAUCUAUAGAGAGUCGACCAGAACACAAAGACGUCUCACAACGCUCCGACAAAGCGAGUCCCGACUGCUUCGACUCGACCAAGGUGGACGUUGCCACGCAGAGCGUGAAUCUUCAAGAAGACCCGGAUGAGACGAGGAAUAUCCUUAGACAAUUGACGGAAGUCCGAGCCGAACAUGAUCGUCUCUUGGAGCAGACGAAGCGCGCCGAUCAGCUGCUGCUCGAAGAACAAUCGCGUCGCGAAGUCGCCGAGACCAACUUAAGAUCGACGCAGAGCGACAUGGCGGAGCUGGAGAGCGCCCUGCAAAGGAAGCAGAACGAAAGGAGAGACUUCUUGCUGGUCAGCCAGCAGUCUUUCGACGAGAUCUGCCGGUCUUUCGAUUGGCUGCUCGAGAUGCUAGAGAAUGUCAACGCAAAUCUCACCAGCAGAACGCAAGACUCGCAGCAAAUGGCGCGAGUGAUCAAACGGCACCUGGCGUCCGUUAUCAGGCAGACCAAGUCGGAGAACCUGAAGCGAGUGUCCAAGGAAAAGCUCGAGUCGUCGCGAUACGCCGUCGUGGACAGUGGCCGGAAGUUCGCCAAGUCCGAGAGCGACGUGCGCUCGAGCUUGCUGGUUCCGGCGAUCCAGGUCGAGAGGAAGAUCGGCGAGUGUCCAGUGGAAGAGAACGGCACGCACCGUCGGCGACACGGCGACGUCGACAAGCCGUUGUCUUCCGUCGAGCGCGCCCGGGCGAUCUUCGCUAGCAUCGUCCACGGCAAUUCCGUGCUCGACUACUGUUAGUCGAUCGCGGAUCGACCGGACGAACUCUCGAGCGAAGGGCGCGACGGUGCCUUUCGGCGGCUCCACCAGGGCCGUGCAUGCAUACAUUAUA